Sodiomyces alkalinus F11 is the source of this 5262-nucleotide messenger RNA. RefSeq lists its product as hypothetical. The record is from RefSeq and is a predicted model, not a curated record. Gene Ontology annotation, biological process: protein histidyl modification to diphthamide. Gene Ontology annotation, molecular function: ATP hydrolysis activity; helicase activity; RNA binding. The transcript has 14 exons. Bases 1 to 5262 code for a protein of 1753 amino acids. NCBI's taxonomy places the organism in Eukaryota, Fungi, Ascomycota, Sordariomycetes, Glomerellales, Plectosphaerellaceae.
AUGUCCUCCGACAGCCUACGAGUCAUCGCCCUCAUCUCAGGAGGCAAGGACAGCUUUUACUCCAUCCUUCACUGCAUAAAGAAUGGCCACAAGGUAGUUGCGCUGGCCAAUCUGUUCCCGGAGACACGAAAUGGCCACACUGGUAACGGUGACGACGACGUGGACUUGAACAGCUUCAUGUACCAGACCGUCGGCCACCAGAUCAUCCCUCUUUACGCCGCAGCGACCGGACUCCCGCUGUACCGCCACCCCAUCCUCGGCGGCGCCAAGUACGAAGGCCGCGAUUACGACGCCCACCAGACGGCCUCUGCCCUCGCGGGAGAUGGAGAUGGAGAUGGCGACGAGACGGAGAGCAUGGUACCGCUCCUCCGCGCCGUCAUGGAGCGGCAUCCUGACGCCAACGCGCUGUGUGCCGGCGCCAUCUUGUCCACGUACCAACGCACCCGAGUCGAGUCGGUCGCCCUGCGCCUUGGCCUCACCCCGCUGGCCUACCUGUGGAAGUAUCCCGUGCUACCACCGCCUCGCGGAUCGGUCGGCGGUGACGACGCGCAGUUGCUCUUCGACAUGGCUGGCGCGGGGCUGGAAGCCCGGAUCAUCAAAGUGGCGAGCGCGGGGCUCGACGAGGGGUUUCUCUGGGAGCAAGUCAGUUCCGUCGCCGGUGUGGGGAGGAUCAAGAGGGCGUUGCGUCGGUUCGGGGCCGCGGAAGGGUCUGUUCUCGGAGAAGGGGGCGAGUUUGAGACGAUUGUCGUUGAUGGACCGGAUGAUCUGUUCCGGAAGAGGAUCCACGUCUCGGAGCAUGAGAGGAGGGUGAUAAGAGAGGGCGGUGGCACCUCUUGGUUGAAUUUCCAGGUGGCUCACCUUGAGGAGAAGAAUGGCUCUACAAAGAGGGACGGUGACGAUCAACUCCAUGUGCGUAUCCCAGACCUGCUGGAUCCGAGGUUCGAUGCGGUCGCUGCCAGCCUCUCCGAACCGACAUCAACUCGAUUAGAACCGAAAAGGACAUGGUCCGUCGUGGGCGGGUUGGGACGGCCUAGUCACCGACCCAACGGCCCGCAGCCUCGCCGGCACGAGAUGUACUGGACCGUGGCCACUGCCACUCAGAAUCAUACCGGCAGUUCCAUCGCGAAUGAGACGCGCUCGCUCGUUGAGACGAUCAGAGGCCUGCUGGGUACCUCCUCACUGCCUACGACCGCCAUCACCAACACGAUCAUUGUGCUGAGACGCAUGUCGGAUUUCCCCGCCGUUAAUACGAUUUACGGUGGCUUAUUCAUGCACGCGAACCCUCCCUCGAGGGUCACCAUCUCUUGCGGGGGACUGCUACCUGAAGGACGCAACAUUAUCAUCCAUCUCGCUGUUCAGGCCGACCUCGGAGCCGCGGACCGGAAAGGUCUACAUGUCCAGUCGCGGUCAUACUGGGCGCCGGCCAACAUAGGGCCUUACAGUCAAGCCAUUGAUGUGCCUCUCUUCCGCAAUGCCAUCACAUCCCUCGCCACGGCCCCCGAUUCUUCGACCGACAGCGCAUCGAAGGCCAGGGCGAUUUCCAUAGCUGGCCAGAUCCCCCUCUGGCCCGCCAGCAUGACCAUCCCAGCCGACGCGGACAUCAAGACGCAGAUCACGCUAUCCCUGCAACACCUCUGGCGCAUCGGCACCGACCAGCAGGUCCAGCUCUGGAGCGCAGCAGUCGCGUAUUUCCCCCGCACAACGUCCGCAGGGGGGCAGAUGCAGGAGAACAGCAGACUCGCGUCCCGGGCUUGGGAAGCCGCCCACAUGCACGGCGUCGGGGGAGACUCCGACUCGGAUGACGAAGAGGGCCCGGAUCCGUGGGACAGGAGGUACAAUCGCAAUCACAACGCGUCGUUCGUCGUGUCCUUUGGCGCUGGUGGGGGGUCGCACUCCGGAGAGGGCGCACCGCUCCCCGACACGUCGGUGUUCAAGUCGGACGACGGGCAACCCUGGCCGCCCAUCCCGCCGGUGUUUUCGGCCGAGGUCGAGGAACUGCCGCGGCGGUCGGGGGUUGAAUGGCACGCGCAUCUGGCACUCGCGGGUCUUGAUGCCUCCUCGGUAGAGCUCGUCUCCUCUACUCACACGGAAAUGUCGGCGGGGGGGCUGCGUUCGGAGUGCCGUGUCCACCACUUCAUGGUGUCGGGCGUGCCGGUGCGCAGCGUUGUCUCGGUUGUCGGUGUAUCGGGGCAGGAGUUGGUCGAGGUCCGCGACGUUGUGAGUCGAGCUUACUCGCUGUCACUGCCUGAUGGGGUGGAGCAGGACGCAAAAGCACCGACUCCGUAUCUGCUAUACGUCGACUCGGAAAGCGCCAGGCAUCCCGGGGACCUCGGUUCAGAGGGGAGUAUACCGUGGCGUGGCGCUUCCGACUCGGACCCGCGCUUGUUUGCCCAAAGACACAGCACGAACGAGCGCAUCAAUCAUAUCUUGGAGGUACACGGAAAUGUCCAGAUCUCUUUAUCGCCCGAGAACGCGCCGAAACGAUGGGCGCAACCAAGUCGACGACCUCCCACCCCGGAACCCAGACCCAGUGGGGCGGCCGACGCAUCGCCGAGACCGACCGCAUCACAGACGACCACUACAGCAGCGCCGACGAACACACCGGCAUCAUGUCCCGCGCGCCCGAACGGCAGUACCAGUCGAUCACCACGUCGCCCCCGUCUGCGCUCCCUGCGCAAGCUGCUGCUGCCAGCGGCGGCGGCGGGGCCCGAGCCCGAGCGAGGAACCCUUCCACAGCAGGAGGAGCAGGAAGGAAAAGAAGAGGAAAUCACCAUCGUGACGCACUUUGCGAGUAUAGAAUUGGAGAAUAAGGGGAGCGUGGCGCGAGACCACCUUGCUUUGGAACGCACGUUCCUCGCCUGGCUUCGCACCUCUCUCGCCUUCGCCUCCAUCGGCAUUGCCAUCACCCAGCUCUUCCGCCUCAACACGUCCCUAGGCGGACAUGCCGACCAUGACCCGACGGGGACGACGUUGCGCCGGCUCGGCCAGCCCUUGGGCGCCACGUUCCUGGGCAUCAGUAUCGUCAUCCUCUUUCUGGGCUACCAUCGGUACUUCCAUGCCCAGCGCUGGAUCAUUGCGGGCAAAUUCCCCGCGAGCCGGGGCACCAUCAUCGGAGUCGCCUUCAUCGCCUUCGCGGUCAUGAUAGCGAGUUUGGUUGUGGUGAUUGUGGUGCAUCCCGGUAUACAUGAGACAUGUGCAAUCUCACAUCUACUCAUCCCACCAAACAGAAUACAGGAGACCACCAAAGCCAUGCCCCCAAAACCCCUCCCCAUCCCCGCCUUCGCCGAAACCCAACUCUCCCUCCUCAACACAGAACUCCAAGCCGACCUAGCGUCCUCCAAGGACCUCAUCUCCAAUCACACCCCGACCGCGCUACAAAGGGCAGGCCAAGCCCUCAUAAACCUCUAUGUCUCCUCCCGCCGCACAGGACCGGGAGGCCGCACCGUGCUCGAACUCGCCCCGGACCCGUCUCUCUCCUCGUCUGACACGAACGCCGCGGGUCCGCUCCUGCCCGAACACGGACUGCGCACCGGCGAUAUCGUGCUGGUGGCCGAUCAGCCCGCCGGGAGUGCGCGGAAGCGCGAAGUCAGGGAGCUGGAGAAGAAAGGCGCGCGGGGGGUCGUGGUCAGGGUGAAGAAGGAUGGGGUUGCCGUCGCUAUGGACGAUGGCAAGGAGGAUGAGAAGGAGGAGGCCGAACUUGCGGGACGGGUUUGGAUCGUUAAAUUGGCGGACGAGGUGACUUAUAAGAGGAUGAAGCAGACAAUGGAAAAGCUCCAAAAAAUGCCCGAGUCGGAAUAUUCCACCUUUAUGCGAGUUCUGUUUGGCCUCGAGAGCCCUUCUCCUGUCCCGGCCGACCUCUCCUCCGACCCCUCCGACCCCGAGCUCGCUGCGAUCCAGUGGAACGAUCCGACCCUGAAUGAGUCGCAAAAGGAUGCCAUCCGAUUCGCCCUGGCCUCGCGAGAGAUUGCUCUCAUCCACGGCCCGCCUGGUACAGGAAAAACGCAUACCCUCGUCGAGCUCAUCCUCCAGCUCGUCAAACGGGGCCUUCGCGUCCUAGUGUGCGGCCCCUCCAACAUCUCAGUAGACAACCUCGUCGAACGCCUAGCCCCGCACAAAGUGCCCCUCGUGCGCCUCGGCCACCCGGCCCGCCUCCUCCCUUCCGUCCUCGCCCACUCCCUCGACAUCCUGACGCAAACCUCCGACGCCGGCGCCAUUGUCCGCGACGUCCGCGCCGACAUGGACGCCCGGUACGCCGCUCUCCGAAAACCCCGCCUCCCCCGCGCCGAACGCCGCACCACGUACGCCGACCUCCGCGCGCUGCGCCGCGAGUACAGGGACCGCGAACGCCGCUGCGUCGCCGACCUGGUCGGCGGGGCCCGCGUCGUGCUCGCCACCCUCCACGGCGCCGGCGGGUUUCAGCUCCGCCACGAGGCCUUCGACGUCGUGGUGAUCGACGAGGCGAGCCAGGCGCUCGAGGCCCAGUGCUGGGUCCCCUUGCUGGCCGCCCGCAAGGCCGUGUGUGCUGGCGACCAUUUGCAGCUUCCGCCGACGAUCAAGUCGCUCAACUCGAAAACAAAAACAGCAGCAACAACAACGAAGGCUACACAACCGGCGGCGGCGGCGGCGGCGCCAUUAGAGGACGGCGGGGACGACAAGGACGGCAAGGACGGCAAGGACGGCAAGGACGACAACUCGGUCAAGGGCAUGUCGCUGGAGACGACGCUCUUCGACCGGCUCCUGGCCCUGCACGGGCCCUCCAUCAAGCGCAUGCUGACGACCCAGUACCGCAUGCACGAGAAGAUCAUGCGGUUCCCCUCGGACGAGCUCUACGAGGGCCGCCUGAUCGCGGCCGAGGCGGUCAGGGAGCGCCUCCUGCGAGAGUUGCCGUACGGGGUCGAGGACGACGAGGACACGAGCGAGCCGUUGGUGUUCAUCGACACGCAAGGGGGGGACUUUCCCGAGAAGAACGAGGAGGACGACAUCAAAAACGAUAAAACCUCGUCCCUUGUUAGAGCCUUACACCCUCGCCUACACGACGUCGCACUGACGCUUCAUGUCCCCCAGCUCGGCCUAUUGGCACCGUUGAAAGAAAAGUUCCCCGGCAUUGAGCUGGGGUCGGUAGACGGAUUCCAAGGCCGCGAGAAGGAGGCCGUCAUUGUUAGCCUGGUGCGCAGCAACUCGCAAGGAGAGGUCGGGUUCUUGGGGGAGAAGCGGCGGUUGAACGCGGUCCCUGACGGUUGUGGGAGAUUCGGAAACCAUUAG